This is a messenger RNA of Pyrus x bretschneideri (Chinese white pear), 1171 nucleotides long. Its product is annotated as protein EXORDIUM-like 2. Lineage: Eukaryota; Viridiplantae; Streptophyta; Magnoliopsida; Rosales; Rosaceae. The transcript has a single exon. The record is from RefSeq and is a predicted model, not a curated record. The coding region runs from base 86 to 967 and encodes 293 amino acids.
AAUUCACCAAAUCGUCCUCCCUCUCUCUGUCUACCCCUUCGCCCCACUCCCCCAGAGAAGCCUAAAAUCCUCACCGUCCUUCGGAAUGUAUCCGAUUUACCAUUUUGCCACUGCUCUCUUGCUCCUGCUUUUGGUGGCGAAGCCCGGUUUUGGCGCUUUAGUGGAGGAGCAGCCACUGGUGCUCAAGUACCACAACGGUGCUCUUCUUAAGGGCAACAUCACCGUCAAUCUUAUUUGGUACGGCAGCUUCACCCCUAUCCAGCGGUCCAUCAUCGUCGACUUCAUCCACUCCCUCGCCCCCCGGCGUUCCCCACUCCCCUCCGCCUCCUCCUGGUGGAAAACCACCGAGAAGUACAGGGGCGGCGCCACCAAUCUCGUCGUCGGCAGGCAAAUCCUCCACGAGGCCUACUCUCUCGGAAAGUCCCUCCGUAACCGACACCUGGUGGCCCUCGCCGGCAAAGUCAACGCGUUGAACGCCAUCAACGUUGUUUUGACUGCCAGUGACGUGGUGGUCGACGGUUUCUGUAGCCGCUGCGGGACCCACGGCUCCAACCGGGACAAAAAGACGGCUUACGUGUGGGUUGGGAACUCGGUGGUCCAGUGCCCCGGCCAAUGCGCCUGGCCCUUUCACCAGCCCAUAUACGGCCCGCAAACUCCGCCGUUAGUGGCUCCGAACGGCGACGUCGGAGUUGAUGGCAUGAUCAUAAACAUCGCCACUCUCUUGGCGGGAACCGUAACGAAUCCGUAUAACAAUGGGUACUUCCAAGGGCCGGCCAGCGCGCCGCUCGAGGCGGUUUCUGCCUGCACCGGCGUUUUCGGAACCGGGGCCUACUCUGGGGAUCCGGGUCGGGUCCUGGUGGACAAGGCGACCGGGGCGAGCUACAACGCGGUUGGGGUAAACGGGCGUAGGUUCCUAUUGCCAGCCAUGUGGGACCCGCAAACGUCUGCAUGCAAGCCGCUUGUGUGACCGACGUGGCAAGCAUCUGUAGCGCACGUGAUCGUGUAGAUAUUAUUAUAAUAUUAUAUAUUAUUAUAAAAUGUGUUGCACCGGGAGGGUGGAUAGGGUUAGGGGGGUUUUGUACACACUUCAAGUCUGUCGUCUUGCGUGACAUGUAAAUCUUGUUUCCUGUCUUAAGAAUACCUUGGCAACUAAAACCUUACUGAUUUUAAA